Molecule: messenger RNA, 1643 nt
Organism: Camellia sinensis
Lineage: Eukaryota; Viridiplantae; Streptophyta; Magnoliopsida; Ericales; Theaceae
Gene: CIPK4
Product: CBL-interacting protein kinase 4
Biological process (GO): signal transduction; protein phosphorylation
Molecular function (GO): protein serine/threonine kinase activity; ATP binding
Source: RefSeq, a predicted model, not a curated record
UAAGAACUCCUCCCCUAGUCUUUGGGUGGUUGUUGACUCUCUCUCUUUGUCUCUCUCGGGAUCAGCCGCCGCCGGCAGGUUGCGCCCCCACCCAAAGAGCGAUGGAACGCAGGAGAGCGCCUCCAUCCGCCGCCGCCAGCGGUGGAGGAGUGAUAUUGGGCAAGUACCAACUGGGCCGACUUUUGGGCCGAGGAAGUUUCGCCAAAGUCUACUACGCGCGAUCUCUAAAUGACACCACUGCUGUUGCUAUUAAGGUCAUCGACAAGGCCAAGACUGUCGACGCCGCCAUGGAACCCCGAAUUGUCCGAGAGAUCGCCGCCAUGCGCCGCCUCAACAACCACCCCAACAUCCUCAAAAUCCACGAAGUCAUGGCCACUAAAACCAAAAUCUACCUUGUCAUGGAACUCGCCAAGGGCGGCGAUCUAUCCUCCACUCUACUCCGCCGCCCCGGCUGCUCUCCGCUCCCAGAAACCACCGCCCGCUGCUACUUCCAACAACUCAUCUCCGCCCUCCACUUCUGCCACCACCACGGCGUCACCCACCGCGACAUCAAACCCCAUAACCUCCUCCUCGACGAUGCCGGCGUCCUCAAAAUCUCCGAUUUCGGCCUCUCCGCCGUGCUGGAGGAGCACCGCCGCCACGGCCUCCUCCUCCACACCGCCUGCGGCACUCCGGCGUUCACCGCGCCGGAGGUGUUCUGCCGCGGUGGGGGAUACGAUGGCGCUAAGGCCGACGCGUGGUCUUGUGGGGUCAUCCUCUUCCUCUUCCUCGCCGGAAACCUCCCAUUCGACGACUCUAAUCUCGCCGCCAUGUACCAGAAGAUUCGCCGCCGCGAAUUUCAGUUUCCCAAUUGGGUUUCGAAGCCAGCGAAGUAUAUCAUUCGGCAAUUGCUCGAUCCGAAUCCCAAUUCGAGGAUGAGCAUCGAGGCCUUAAUGGGUCAUUCUUGGUUCAAGAAAUCACUGCAAUUAGACUCCUCUGCUCAGAAUUCAACCCAUUUGAUUACAGAACCAAUCAAAGAACGUAAAUCAAGAACAACCAUGAACGCGUUUGACAUAAUUUCAAUUUCAUCCGGAUUGGACUUGUCUGGACUUUUCGAGCCAGCUUCGAAUGGGAAGAGAGAGAGGAAGUUUACGUCCACGGCGGCGGUGGAGGAGGUGGAGGAGAGGGUGGUGGAGGUAGGAGGGAGGUUAGGGUACAGAGUGGAGAGAGAGAAGGGCGGGGCUAUUGGGUUAGUGAAGGGAAGGACUGUGUUGUUGGCUGAGAUUUUGGAGGUGGCGCCGGAGUUGGUGAUGGUGGUGGUGAAGGUAGUUGAUGGCGGUGGUGGGGUGGUGGAGUUUGAGGAGGUUUAUUGGGAUGAUUUGAGAGUUGGGUUUGAGGGUAUAGGUCUUUCUUGGCACAAUGAUGAUGUGUCUUGAAGAGACAUUGAAGGUUGGUUUUGAUGAGAGCUUCAAUGGAGGAGAGAUAUGGUGGUGGUGGAUUUGUAUAAUGGUGACCAUGUUUUGUGUUUCAGAGUUAAGAGAGCUGCUUGGACUUUCUCAAAAGCUAGUCUAGGUGUGGAACAUGGUCAUUCUAUUCUUGUAAAUCAUAGAUUUUUCUGUUAGUGUUACUUGUUGCUAAUUGAUUUCUCAUAGUUUGUUUCACCA